Molecule: messenger RNA, 2674 nt
Organism: Cornus florida
Lineage: Eukaryota; Viridiplantae; Streptophyta; Magnoliopsida; Cornales; Cornaceae
Product: probable hexosyltransferase MUCI70
Exons: 9
Coding region: 579-2348 (589 amino acids)
Source: RefSeq, a predicted model, not a curated record
GUGAGGGAUAACCUCAAGAAAAUUCCUACAAACAUACAAGGAACUCGGAAGAUCACAUUUGUCCUAACACUUUGAUUUCCAAAAACCCUAGAUUUACCCACAGAAACUCUACAAAUCAAUCACAAUAACCCUCCCAAUUCUUAGAGCUCCAAAUAUCGCUUUGCUUUGAUCUGUGAGUGUCUCUGUGUCCUGCUUUAAGACUGAUUUGAGUUGAUUUGGAUGCAAAAGUUAAAAUCAUUUGGUGGGUUGUGAUUGUUGGAUUGAAUAAAGGUGUUUGUCCUGCCGUGCUUGUUUUUUUCGGAUAAGUAUAUAUUGAUUUGUUUUUAUAUACUCAUAUUUGUUGUUAUUGCUGGACAAAACAUAAAUCUUAUUGGGUUUUAGUUUAAGACUUAAAAGUAGUGUUAUUUGGUGGUGGUUAGUAGAAUUUGAUUAGUUUAGUGGAAAUUUGAGUAGUGCCACUAACUUGAGGUUAAUUUGGUGAACUGGGUUUUGAACUAUGGAGGUGAAUUUUAGCAAGAAUUGAACAAUUGUAGCUGGGGGGUUGAUGAGAGGGGAAGUUGGGUUUUGGAGGGAAGAGUAUGACUAGUACAGUGUCAUUGGGUCAACGUUCAGGAAGUAAUGGAGCAUUGCAACAACAGUUUCAGGCUGAUGUGUUGCCAAUCCAAUCGGCGCCGCCUGUUACCGUCCGUAAGCCCCCAAAAAUGUUCAAAGAAAAAGAGAGCCUGUUUCAUUUGAUCUGCAAAUUGGCCCCUCGCAACAAGGUUGGAAUGCUGCUCUUGUGUGUUGUUUCUGCCUCUGUUUUUGCAUGGGUGUUGUAUGUAGACAAAGCAGGUGAAGAAACACGGGAAGGCGACAAUAUACUGGACAUCAGUCUUAUCGACAGCUUAGGUCUUAGCUAUCCUGAAUUUUUGCCACUAUAUGGAGAACAAGACAACGUGAAUUUUUCUACGGUACAUAGUGUGGGAAGUGAAAGUAUAGAUUGGCCUCCUACCCCUCCUGUAUUUUUUACAGGAUAUACCCUUCCUCCAGGGAAUCCAUGCGAAAGUUUCACACUGCCACCCCCGCCAGCAGAUAAAAAAAGGACUGGACCUCGUCCAUGUCCAGUAUGUUACCUUCCUGUGGAAGAAGCCAUUGCCUUAAUGCCAAAUGCGCCAUCAUUUUCUCCUGUGAUUAAAAGUUUAACUUACAUUCAUGAAGAAAAUCUAACUAGAAGUGAAUUUGGAGGUUCAGACUUUGGUGGGUAUCCUUCUCUGAAGCAGAGGAAUGAUUCUUAUGAUAUAAGGGAAACAAUGAGUGUGCACUGUGGAUUUGUUAGAGGAAUUAAGCCUGGACGUCAGACAGGAUUUGAUAUUGAUGAUCCUGACCUUCUUGACAUGGAGCAGUGCCACGGGGUGGUUGUUGCAUCGGCAAUAUUUGGAGCCUAUGAUUUAAUACAACAGCCAAAGAAUAUUAGUGAAACUGCCAAGAAAAAUGUCUGCUUCUUUAUGUUUGUGGAUGAAGAAACAGAAGAAUUCCUGAGAAAUUCUAGUGAACUGGAUAGUAGCAAGAGGAUUGGGUUAUGGAGAAUUGCUGUUGUUUAUAACCUUCCUUACACUGAUCCAAGACGGAAUGGGAAGGUUCCAAAACUUCUACUGCAUAGGCUUUUCCCCAAUGCACGCUACUCUCUAUGGAUUGAUGGAAAACUUCAACUUGUUGUGGAUCCUUAUCAAAUCCUGGAAAGGUUCUUGUGGAGGAAAAAUGCCAGUUUUGCAAUAUCUAGGCAUUAUAAACGCUUUGAUGUAUUUGUAGAAGCGGAGGCUAAUAAGAAUGCUGGGAAAUACGAUAAUGCUUCCAUCGACUUCCAGGCUGAUUUUUAUAGCAGGGAGGGUUUGACCCCAUAUUCUGAAGCUAAGCUUCCCAUUACAAGUGAUGUUCCUGAAGGAUGUGUAUUAGUAAGGGAGCAUAUUCCCAUCUCUAACCUCUUAACUUGUCUGUGGUUCCAUGAAGUUGACCGAUUUACUUCGAGAGACCAGAUCAGUUUUGCCAUUGUAAGAGACAAGAUUAGGUUAAAGACAAAUUGGACUAUCAAUAUGUUCUUGGAUUGUGAAAGGCGCAACUUCGUAGUGCAGGGGUAUCACAGAGAUGUGCUAGAGCAUUGGGCUCCUCCUCCCCCUCUUCUAGCUAUUGGUCCUGGUCAUCGUCCACCACUUAUUAUUGAUAAAAGACCGAAUGAAACAUCAACUGAGAUUUUAACAGAAAAUGUUGUAAGUACUCCCAAUAUAGAUAUCCGAGUUAAGCAUGAUGAAGAGCAGAAAUCCAGUUCGAAAAGUCACCGCAAAGUUGCGGCCGGCAAUAGGGAUACAAGUUGAAGUUAAGAUUUUGACUACUACUGUUUUUUCGCUUCCUCAAUUCAAAUUCAUUCAUUGUGGAGCUUGGAAUAUACGCAUUUGAAUGCGCAGUUUUUCCACAUACAACCAAUUGCAUAUAUAUAUAUAUAUAUAUAUGUAUGUAUAUUUAAUCAAUCUUGUAUAGUGAAAUUUCCAAUAAGUGUUAUACGGGUUGCGCCAUUUCCUCUUGUGGUAACCCAUUUUGUUGUCCUACCAAUAUACAACAUUAUUGUAUUGUAAUACGUUAUUCAAUUUUUAUGUUCAAAUUAUAUUGAAUUAGUCAUCAAUAAAAAGUUCAUUUUGUGAAA